GUCGCGCGCGCUUUCUCUCACGUGACCGCUCGUUCACGCUUCAGUUCUCGUGUGCGCGCUUCGCUUUGCUUCUCUUCUCCAGCGCUGUUCAGACCAGUAGAAAUAACACUGCGGAACACAAAAAAGAAAUAUCUAUGCAUGUGUAUAAUAUUGUUAACUGAUAGUCUGAAUUAAAAUAAUAAUAAUAAUAAUAAAAAAAAACAAACAUGGAUUUUCUCAUCGGGAGUCCGUUCUCCUCUCCGGUUGGCCAGCUUAUCCAGAAAGCCACUAGGGGCUCUCUAGAGAGCGAGAAUUGGGGCAUGAACAUGGAAAUCUGUGACAUCAUCAACGAGACAGAUGAAGGACCCAAAGAUGCAAUGAAAGCCAUAAAGAAGCGAAUUGUGGGAAAUAAAAAUUUCAGAGAGGUCAUGCUGGCACUGACAGUUCUCGAGACGUGCGUGAAGAACUGCGGCCAUCGUUUUCACGUCUACGUGUGCACCCGGGACUUUGUAGAAGGAGUGCUGGUCCGAACCAUUCUCCCCAAAAACAAUCCCCCCAUGGUCUUACACGACCGAGUCUUAAGCCUCAUUCAGGCGUGGGCUGAUGCUUUCCGGAAUGUUCCAUCACUAUCUGGUGUGGUGUGUGUGUACGACGAUCUGAAGAAGAGAGGCCUGGAGUUUCCUAUGACUGACCUGGAUGCUCUGUCGCCCAUACACACCCCAAUCAGGAGCACUCCGGAAAACAGUACACCUGCCCCACCUGCUGCAGUACCCACAAUGCACACGGCCAAUGUGGAAAGCACACAGGCGUCACAUAUUCCCCAGACAAACGGCGCACCUGCACCUAUCUCACCUGAACAGAAACAGAAGCUAAGGGCAGAAUUGGACCUAGUGAAGGGAAACCUGACGGUAAUGACAGAGAUGCUGAACCAGCUCAGACCAGGAGAGAGCUUACCAGCAGAUACAGGGCUACUGCAGCAGUUGUAUUCAGUAUGUAAGAGCAUGCAGAAUCGAGUAGUGGAGCUGAUCCCCAGUCUGUGUGAGGAAGAGCUGAUUGGAGAAUUGCUCAUUAUCAACGAUGAUCUUAACAAUGCUUUCAUACGCUACGAGAGGUUUGAAAGGUUGAGCACAGUCCAAAGAACACCCACAGAACAACAGAUGGCAGGAAACCUUAUCGACCUUAGCUCGGUUUCAGCACCAGCCAAUCAGACGUUACUUCCACCUGUCAGCGAGCCAGUGACCCAACCUACAUCUAAUCCCAUAAAGAGUGCAGCUGCAAGAGAUGAUGAUGAAGAAUUUGAUAUGUUUGCUCAGACGAGAGGAAGUUCACUGGCUGAGCAGAGAAAGAGUGUUAGAUACGAGGAUCCUGGUGCAGUAGAGGGGCUAGCAGAAGCGCUGGACACUCGGCUCCAGGUCACAGCAGGGGUACCAGCACCACAGAGUACUGCUAUGGAUGACAUUGAGCAGUGGUUGUCUUCAGAAACGUAUGAUGAUUAUGAUGAUGGAGAAGAUGGUGUUACCAGUGAAGAGUUUGACAAGUUUUUAGCACAGAGGGCGAAAGCAGUGGAACACCUCCCUACUGUGCAGAGAAGCUCCACGACUCCUGCGAACCCUCGACAAUCAGCACAGAAACAGGAGAGCAGUCAGGAUCAACUAUUCACCCUCUAACACACUCAGGUUAAUGGAGGAAGCACAGAGACACAGGUAGCACAAAAUGCACUGCUUAGAAGUGGCCAUUUUCACCUAACUGCCUUUUUAGCUUUUUGUACAGAACUGCUGUGUGUACCGUGCCUUUUCAUUGAACAUUUUGAUCAUUUCAUCCAAUGACUAAAAGAUUAAUUGUAAGAAAGCCAUUGAAGAAAAGGUCAAAAUGUUUUGUGUAAGCUUUACUGUAUUUAAAUGCACAAUUCCCCCACACUAACUAACCAGCAGUGGCUGUUUACAUGUAGAGAUUUUUGUCACUCAAAUGAAUUAUUUCCGAUUAUGCAUUCCCAGAAGAAUGUACACGAUAGCCUAAAUUCCGCAAUCUUCGUUUACAUAGGUUGCAUGUAAUCUGAAGAAAACGUGUGCAUAUGCAAAGAGCAUGAUUUAGUGUCAAUGUUAUAACAACAAGAAGUACCUCGUAAUAUGUAGCUUGCAUUAGGUGAUUAUUUUAUUUUAUUUUUAAAAAAACAAGUUUUCAGUUGUGUCUUUUCCAACAAAUUAUAUAUUCAUCCAAUGUACAUGUUAGACAAAAGGAAAAAAAAAAACACAAUAGAAACCCUCAUAGAGCAUGUAAUGGUUAUAAUGGGAGUUGUAUUGGUUUUAAUGGAAACUGUAAUGGUCCCUGUGGUUCUCUACUGGUAAUUUGUUGCCUUCUAUUGGUGUUCUCCCUUCUAGUGGAUACCAUGAAGGACCAAUAAUGGUAAUGGUUGUAAUGGAUAGCUGAUGGUUUGUAAUGGUAUUUGUAGUGGAAACCAUUUGAAUUUCGGUGAUGGUUUCUGUUGUUCUGGGGGGGGUUUUCAGCAGGUUAAUUGAUUUGUCCUUUGCAACAUCAGCCCAUGCCAUACACAAAAGAACGGAUGCAAAUAUUCCAAAUUUGAAAGUAAUCGGAUUCAACAGUUCACUAUAUCAGAUAAUUAAAAGGAUUUCCAACCUGGUUAAUCAGUUUAAUGUUUUUAUUUAUUUACUAUUACUAAAUUACUAAACUGCAUGCUAUAUAGCUUAUAGCUAAUAUCCUAGAUAUUAGCUAAUGUCCUAGAUUGUGGGUUUAUUAAUUAGCAGAUAGAGCUGUCUAGCUGUAGAAUAUCUAUAAAAUAUUAUUUAGUAUAAAGCCCCAAUCGGAAGCUAGUGAAAGUUGAUUGCUGUUAGACAAAUCACAGGUUCCUAGAUUUUCUGUGAGAUGCCCUUUAGGCUAUAAUUCUAACUUCUCAAAAACUAUCAUACUGUCUCACACACACACUCACACACUCGCACUCGCACUCUUUGACACAUUGUCAAGCGGAUAGGGGAAUCUGAAAAUUUCAAUGACGAGACAGUGAGCCAGAAACCAUGACCAUUACGCACUCUCUCACACAUACACAUAUUCUCUUACACACACUAUCAAACCAAAAUGAUAGUUUGACGGUGUGUUUAAGAGGUUUCAUAUUGUGGGAAGCUUUUAAUUUUUAACAUGAUGGUGUUUGUGUGUAAGAGGGUGUAAUAUUUUGUGCGAGUUGCCAAAUUUAAUUUUAGGGCUUUUCAUAAUUUUUCAUUCCAUGUCUAAUAAUACAGUUGUUACUGUUAAUUCUGUUGCACUGCUAAAGCGCUCACUCCCUUAUGCUGUGUCUUGUCUUGUUCUGAUCGCUCUAAGUCAGUCUUACGUACUGGCUAUCACUUCACUAAACUGCCUUACUGUGAUUACAAUUCAGCUCUCUGGGCUAUGAGGUGUUGAAAAAUAACUAUAUGAUGAGUGACACUGCGAUGUACUUCUGUUUGAAAUAGUUGAAUUUGAAUGAAUAACCUGUAGAUUACAGGACUGUUGUAUUGUGUUGUACUGUCAAACUCUUAAGUUUAAUUUAUUGUACAUCUGUGAUGGAUUCUAAAUGAAUAUUAAUAUGACCACGAUCUAAGGUAAUAUUGUGAUUGAUGUUUGGUAAAUUAAAAAGAUGUUGUGCUUGUCUGUA
This is a messenger RNA of Ictalurus furcatus (blue catfish), 3622 nucleotides long. RefSeq names its product target of Myb1 membrane trafficking protein. Gene Ontology annotation, biological process: signal transduction. Lineage: Eukaryota; Metazoa; Chordata; Actinopteri; Siluriformes; Ictaluridae. The record is from RefSeq and is a predicted model, not a curated record. Gene Ontology annotation, molecular function: clathrin binding; ubiquitin binding; phosphatidylinositol binding. Gene Ontology annotation, cellular component: endosome; membrane. The transcript is spliced from 15 exons. The coding region runs from base 207 to 1646 and encodes 479 amino acids.